UGCUCAGCCUCAGUUGAGUCGGGUCGGGCGUCGUUAGGUACGCGUUGUUCGCUACUCACACCGGUCGUGGUUUCGCAGCCAGGGCCGCUCCGCUGGUCCCAAAAUCAUUCGAAACGGAGUCGCGUGACUUAACUUUUGCGCGUCUAAUGGUAGUUCAGUCCGAGCACCUCGUUGUCGGAAUCGCAGAAACGGAUUUUCGCAAGUACCACGCUCCCAGUAUAGGUUAAAAUGGCAGAGGGUGACGAUGACAAGGAGGCAGAUGUCACAAAACAUCUGAAAAGGCCUCCGGACUAUGUACCACUCAAACUUAUCAUCAAGAGGAAACGACCAGAUGCUGAAACUCCUUCAAAACCAACUUCUGUUCCAAAGGUUAAAAAGCACAAGAGAAGCAAAGUGAAGAGUAAUAAAAAUAUCAAUAAUAUCAAAUUGCCCUCAAAAUACGCUGGUCUCACCGAGUUAGCAAAAGCCUUUGAAAAAGAACAGCCAAAAUGUCUUCAAGAAGUGUGGCACAGUAGUUACCAAAGGUGGUUAGAGGAGGAGGAGGAGGAGGAUAAGGAAGUGGCCGAAAGAGAUGAGGAAGACGCUGAAGCUAUCAAGAAGAGGUCUUAUAACCGUUUCAUCUCCUCUGGGAUGUGUGACUUUGGUGCUGAAUGUGAAAUGCCUUGGCUGCACCCAACGAUUAAUGUAAUCUCUUCAGAAACCUGUAAACAAAAGGAAGUAGCUGUUGUUACUGAGAACAGUCAAAUUUCUGAAAGCAGGAAUGAUUGUGAAAGCAGAGAAAAAGAUUUGGAAGUUGAUGGUGUUCGUUUUGUUGAUUGGCGUUAUGGUGCAGCUAAAUUCUGGUAUGAUACUUUUCCAGAAGGUUGUAAAAACUUUAUGUGUGGAUUCAAGUUGCAGGAAGAGGUGGCUGAUUGUGGAAAAAAAGAAAAUGUAUUUGCAGAUGAUGCGUACCUUAUGGUGUCUCAAAUCCAUUGGGAGGAUGAUGUAAUUUGGAAUGGGGCUGAUGUUAAACCAGAGGUUGCAAAAUCGAUCAAAUCUAAGUGGUUUUCUGUUGGAGGAAAAGAAUCGGUGGGUAAUUGUUAUCUGGCAGAGAGAAGUUUUGGCUUACAUCCCAGAUUACCUCAGUAUUUGCAAGCACGGGGCCGAAGUUUUUACACUCAUCCAGUUAUUUUCAAAACUCCUUAUAGUCUGCCAGUCCAUUCAUUUAAGCCAAGAAGUGAAGAGGACUCAUGCAAGCCAAUCCUUCCAUAUGAAAAUGAAGAUUUAGUUGGUGGUUUGUGGGAAAAAGAGAUUAUUUGGGAUGCUGAAAAUAUGCCAGAAAUUCCUAAACAUAAAAUAACUACAAUAGACCCUAGUGAUGAGAAUUUCAUUCUAGGAAUUCCGGAGGAUGUUGGUCACCUUGACUCUGAAUGGUCUACUCCAGAUUGUGUUAAGCUUUCACAUCCCUAUGACAAAUGUACCAAAAUUGUAGUAGGGAAAACUGGCAUUAGUAAUAUAACAGAUGAGGGACCACUAGAGCACUUUUCAUUUGAAGAUCCAUUCAAUGUAUCAAAUGACAGCUAUUAUGCCUUGAAGUCAUCUGAAACGUCAAUGAGGCUUAAACCAGUUGGAAAGGUUAUCCAGCAUUCAAUACCUGUUUUGGACUUGCGGACUCCUUUUAUACCUACCAAUUUAGGUACUCUGCGACUUCAAAAUUUCCAUCGGCCUGCUUUAAAAAAGUAUUCUCAUGGUCUUCUUGCUCAGUAUGUCUAUCAUCCUGUGUACUCAUUAACUAGGGAAAUCUGUUUGAAAGCCAAGCAAAGAGAAGAAGAACGCCAGGCUUCAGGUGGCGGAGACUUUUAUUUUAUGCGAGAACCAGAAGACCUGUCAGGCAGAGAUGGCGAGAUUGUUCUUGUAGAAUUUAGUGAAGAGAACCCACUGCUCAUGAACGAAGUUGGCAUGUGCUCCAAAAUUAUCAACUACUACAAACGUAAGGCCAGCAAAGAUCAUGGACCCCCUGAACUCAAAUAUGGGGAAGUCGUCUACCCGCAUACCUCUCCCUUUUUGGGCACUCUUUCACAAGGACAAUGUAUUCAGGCUGUUGAGAAUAAUUUGUACCGGUGUCCAAUUUUUGAACAUAAAAUUAAAGAUACCGAUUUCCUAGUCAUAAGAAAUAGGCACAGCUUGUCAAUCCGUGAAAUUGAUGCUUUAUUUGCUGCCGGCCAGCAAUGUCCUUUGUAUGAAGUCCCUGCACCUCAUUCCAGAUGUGCCACUAACUUUUCAAGGGACUUUCUCCAGGUUACUAUAUUUAGAAUGUUUCUAAACUGCCCAGACCAACCUCCAUGGGUACGAAUGGAUGAAAUUAAGAAAGCAUUUCCCCUUAUUAAUGAUUUGAAUAUAAGGAAAUGCUUGAAACUCUGUUCUGAUUUCAAGAGAGUGGAUGCUUUGGACUCAAGCUGCUGGGUGUUAAGACCGGACUUUCGUCUUCCUUCUGAGGAAGAAAUGAGAAGUAUGGUGACCCCAGAGCAGUGUUGUGCUCAAUUCAGUAUGCUGGCUGCUGAACAACGCCUCAAGGAUGCUGGAUAUGGGGGAAAUUUCCUUUUUGUUCCUCCUGAUGAAGAUGAAGAUGACGACGAUGAAGAGGGAAUUAAGUUGAAAAUAGAUGAUGAGGUCAAGGCUGCUCCAUGGAAUUUAACUCGUGGUUUUAUUCAAUCUUUGAAUGGCAAAUGUUUGUUGGAUUUGACUGGCCCUGCAGACCCAACAGGUUGUGGUGAAGGUUUCUCUUACCUAACUCGACCCAAUAGACCUAAGAAGCAAAUGGUCACUCAGGAUACUGAUCAUCACAUUGAGAAGCCAACUGUGGCAAGUGCAAAGGUUCUGCUGAAGAAAAUGGGUGUUCCAGAUAAAGAGGUGAAAAGUUUGUCAACUUGGGAACUUCUUGAAAUUGCACGCACAAUUUCAAAGAAAAAAAUGAAAGGCAGAGGCAAGUUUAAGAUCCCUAAACCUAAACCGAUGACAACAGUUCAGCAUGUUGCCAAGUACAGAGAAGAGUGUCAAAGAUUAUUUGAUCUUCAAAAUCAGGUUCUUCAGUCUGUUGAGGAAUUGUCUACAGAUGAAGAGGAACUGUCAGAUGAUGAUGAAGAAGAUGUAGAAGAAAUGGGAAAGAUUGUAGAAAAACUCAUAUCAAAUGGGAGAAGUUACAACGAGGUUUGUACUGAACGAGAAGAAAGAGAAAGAGAAGAGCUUGUCAAAAUGAUGAUGGAGGAUAAUGCUCAAAAGCAGAGCCAGUUGAAAGACAAACACAAAAAGCAAGAUAAGAAGCAAAUUCACAAUGGACCUCGGCCUGAUCGAGUCCUCAAAAUUAACAGGACAUUCCGUGAUUCUAAUGGCAAAGAAUACACAAGGGUUGAAUUUGUCCGUAAAAGCUCAGUGAUUGACAUUUAUCUGAAGAUUCGUGGUACCAAAGAUGAGGCUUUUAUCAGUCAGUUUGCUGCGCUUGAAAGUGCUGAAAAGCAAAAGAUACUGAAAGAGAAACGGGAAAUUGAAAGACAGCUACUACGUCUGAAACAGCAAGAAAGUAAACUGAGUUCUAAACAAGAUUCAUCCUCUACUUCCUCGGAGACCAUUUCUAACAAUAGGCUCACAGAGGAAUAUGGCACACUUGGUGAUAGAAAUAAUUCACUGCAGAGCCAUUCUAAAGGUCUCAUGGGUCCUCCAAGUAGGAAAGUUUUGAAUUCUAAAUUGGAUGCCAAACGAAGAUGUGGAGCUUGUGGAAAUCCUGGGCAUAAACGAGGCAACAAAGUUUGCCCUCAAUAUUGUGGACCAGUGAAUGUGGCCAUGACUGAAGAAGAGGAGGAGGAGUACCAAAGGCAGAUGAAUGUUGAUGAUCAGAAUCUUGUGAAUGUGGAUGGCACCAAACUAAAGCUUAGUGUGAAACUAAUCAAGAGAGCUGAAGAAAUGAAGAAAAAGACUCUUGUGUUGCGAGUACCAAAAGACAUUGUGCGCAAGCGCAAGCGACCUGUGGCUGACACGCACUGUGACUAUCUAGAAAAUAAAUUUCAGAGGACAACAAACCGGCGAAGAGUUGAUCCAUUGGUCGUCUUAUCAAACGCUUUUGAACUUAUCCUAAAUGAGAUAAGGGACUUGCCAGACAGUGAUCCUUUCCAUUUCCCUGUGAACACUAAGACCUAUCCUCACUAUACAACGUUUGUGUCCAGACCAAUGGAUUUGCAAACUAUUAGAGGAAAUCUUCGUAAAAGAAAAUAUCAGAGUAGGAAAGACUUUUUAGAAGAUGUACACCAGAUAGUUCACAAUUCAUCCGUGUUUAAUGGUGCAGAGAGCCCAUUUACGAUCAAUGCAACUAAAAUGCUGGACUUAUGUGUGAAGAGGAUGGGUGAGCAGGAGGAAGAGUUAAUUCGCCUUGAAGAGACUAUCAAUCCAUUGGAUGAUGAAAAUUAUCACAGGAGUACACCUCAAAGAACUCCAAUGACUCCUGCAAGAGACACUAUGGACUCUGAAACAAUACCAAAAUCUAUUCUGGAUCUUACUAUCAGUGAUACUGAAGAUGAAGGCGAACCUGAGGCCAGCUAUUUAGAUGGUAGGGCAUGUCCUGUAGUGCCAUAG
Thrips palmi is the source of this 4602-nucleotide messenger RNA. RefSeq names its product transcription initiation factor TFIID subunit 1-like. The coding region runs from base 229 to 4602 and encodes 1457 amino acids. The transcript is spliced from 24 exons. Gene Ontology annotation, molecular function: RNA polymerase II general transcription initiation factor activity; TBP-class protein binding; RNA polymerase II general transcription initiation factor binding. Gene Ontology annotation, cellular component: transcription factor TFIID complex. Lineage: Eukaryota; Metazoa; Arthropoda; Insecta; Thysanoptera; Thripidae. Gene Ontology annotation, biological process: RNA polymerase II preinitiation complex assembly; transcription by RNA polymerase II. The record is from RefSeq and is a predicted model, not a curated record.